Didymodactylos carnosus is the source of this 1484-nucleotide messenger RNA. Lineage: Eukaryota; Metazoa; Rotifera; Eurotatoria; Philodinida; Philodinidae. The record is from the annotation of a GenBank genome assembly.
CGACUAAUGAAUAUGAUAACUAACAAAGAAGUGUUCAAAACAGAGAAGUUGCUGACAUAAACUACAGAUAAUGAAGGGAGAAGAAUUACAGUUCUAGUGAUGACAUGAGCUUUCGUCGAAAGUAAAACAGAAUUGUUGAACGUUUUUGAACUGGCCAAAUUUCUGUAAAUUUCUUGGUUUCAUUGUCCUGGCCAAGAUUUUCAAAGGAGACAUACUUUUCAGAGCACUUGGGAUGAGAAUGUUGUCAUGCCAGUAGUGAACAAGCGAGCUGUUGAGUUUGCCCGAUUUGCUACAAGUAAUGAUAACGUUUUUCGGGCAAAAUAUUUUUUCUUACAUCUCUAGAUGAAGGAAAAAGACUUUUAGAAAAAGUUGAAAGAAAAGACGCACGUGGCUUACUCUCACUGGUUCGACCAGAAGGCGCUUUAAGACAGAUAAAUUGGCUCGACGACGUGUCCGUUCAUUACCUGUAGUUUAUGCAAGGGGGAAGAAGCAUACUUCUGUACUUCUGGUACUUCUCCGUACUUCAGAAGUACGGAGAAGUACAAAAAAGUACGAAGAAGUAUCAAGAAGUACGGAGAAGUACCGAGAAGUACAGAAAUAUGCUUUUUCCCCCUCGAGUUUAUGUCAGCAACUUCUCUGUUUUGAACACUUCUUUGUUAGUUAUCAUAUUCAUUAGUCGAACUGUCAGAUAUUUCAUGUGUGUGUAAGUUUAUGUGAAAAUAAAAGCGUGAAAACCCCCUUUAUCAUCCAUAUGAUCGAAAAAUCUCAAGAUCUUUAGAGUUAAUCGGGCUGAAACCUUUUGGUACAGCUACUCAAUACUCAGAUCUAUUUGUGGAAAAGUUUUGAUUGAUCAAAAAAAAGAAAAAAAGUCGGUAAAUUUUAGUUUUUAUUAUGCAGAGUAAAAAGAAUCCAGUAAAAACUGGAUAUCUCAAAAGGGAAGGACGAUGAGCACGAAAUGUUUUUUAACUUUUUCUAGUCUCAUCGAGGUCUUCAUGCAGCCAAAAGAUAGAAUCAAAAUACUUUUCGAUAACAGUAUACAGUUUUCAACGUUGUAAAUUUUUUAUUUAGAUUCUACUAAUGCAGCGCAUAUACAUCGUGAUGGUGCUGCUAAAAAAAGAUCACUUUUUUCUAACGAUAAUUUUUUGUCAUAUGUUAACAAAAAUGAACAACAACAACAACAACAACAAUACCUUGCCAAUAAUCAUCAGUUGAAAAAUGAUCAUUCCAGACGUGAAAUAUUACCUUCAGAACACGAUGAUAUUUAUAAACGAUUAGCAUCACCACGUUUAGGGAAGAGAGCAUCAGAUUCAUCUGAAUAUUUUAGUUGGGCAAAUAAAAAUGAUCGUCCAUUAGAAUAUCUUCGAGCAAAUGCCGAUUGGUACCCCUUGCGCACCAGUGCCGAUAUAUUUCUGCCGAAAGAGUACCGCACUGGUAAUUUAUUUAAUAAAUUUAAUUACAUUAUGGUUGUUUAUGCUGAAUUUUAA